GAGGCAGUGAGAUUUGGUUGAGAGACGCGCUGCUGAAUCAGCGAGCUUCUUCCAGCUGUGUAAAGUGAAACCUGGACACGGACGGUGUGUAAAGCAACCUGGCUGGAGUUGAGAAGAAGCUGAGGAGAACUCUUUCAAACAUGUUCGGGCAGUUCAGUGUCCGUCGGGAGCGUGUUCCUGACCUCUCCUGCCUGCAUCAGUACAGCGAGUGGCUGGCCAGCAGGCAUGAAGCCAGUCUACUUCCCAUGAAGGAAGACCUUGCUCUGUGGCUCAACACUAUUCUGGGAAUUAAUAUAACAGCAGAGAACUUCAUGGACAUGCUGGACACCGGAGUUGUGCUCUGCCAGCUGGCUGAAGAGUUACAGAAGAGGAUGAUUCUGGCUAGUAAUGGCAAGCCUUUCAUCCGGCGUGUGAUUCAUUGGAGGGCUGAUGCAGCUCCUGGUUCAUUUUUUGCCAGAGACAACACGGCUAACUUUCUGUACUGGUGCAGUAAAAUUGGCAUAGACUCAUCCCAUCUUUUUGAGUCUGAAGAUCUGGUACUGCGAAGGCAUCCACGUGAUGUGUGCCUGUGCCUCAUGCAGCUUGGGAGAGUUGUCUCAAAGUAUGGUAUCGAUCCACCUGGUCUGGUCAAACUGGAAAAAGAGAUUGAGAAAGAAGAAUUAGGGUCCUUAUCCCCAUCCAUGUUUUUUUCUUCACCAUUACCCUCUCCCUCCCUUUUCUUUCCACCUGUUCCAUCACCACCUCCUUCUCCUCCUCCUUUUCCUUUUCCUACCUCCAUCUCUCCAUCCACACCACCUUCCUCUCCACCUCGAUCUCCUCCAACAGACUCCACCUCUAUCCUAGUUUCACCACCUGAACCUGAGCCUGAACCCGAACCCGAACCCGAACCUGAACCUGAACCUGAACCUGAACCCGAACCCGAACCCGAACCUCAGUGGGAACCUGAACCUAUGCAGGAGCCUGAACCAAAGUGUAUUUCUCCCAAUCCACAGUCAUCAGUUCAAACACCCACAUCCACUCCCACCUCACGUCAUCUAAGUAAAUUAAGUAAAUCCAAUGGAAAAAACAGCAAAGACAGCCUACUGGAUGAUAUAGUGAAGCAGAUAUCAGAAGAUCCACCGUGCAGAUGUGAAAUAAGGUUCUGCAUUGAGAAACAGCCCAAAGGCCGCUACCGAAUGGGGGAUAAAGUACUGUACGUGAGGAUGCUGAAUGAUAAGCAUGCUAUGGUACGUGUCGGUGGAGGCUGGGAAACGCUCGGGACUUAUUUGCUGAAGCAUGACCCAUGCAGGUCUUUGCUGAAAACUUGCAAGACCAACAGCAAGUCAUUCAGCACCAAGGAGCCUUCAAGGGACAGUUACCUGGUUGUAGGCACUCCUUCACGCCUCAAAAAACAAAUGUCACAUCCUUGAUUUUUGCAGGAAGUAACAUACAAUCAAUCAGCAGUUAUACCUUUUUAUUGUAUUGCUGCCUCUGCUGUAUUGUUGGGUUCAGCCAACAAAUAAGGCUGAGACAUGGAUCUGGAAUGGAAGCUGAAAGACCAGGUGGCUUUAAGGUGGUUUCAAAGAUACAGGAUUAUAAGUAAGGACUUUAUUACAUAUAAUUGAUCAUUUUUUACCUAAAAGUACAAGGCAGGGUCUCUUUCUCUCUCUCUCUCUCUCUCUCUCUCUCUCUCUCUCUCUCGCACACUGUCAACUGUCAACCGAUGCAUGUCAGUUCACAUUAAGUUUAAUUGUAAAAAAUGUUUAGACUCAAACUCAGUACAAAUAUUUUUUCAGUCUUUUGUUUAUGUCUAACAUCUUGAUGAAUUUGUAAAAUUAUGCAAUUGAGUGGCAAAUCUAAUACUAAUUUUUAAAGAAUUUAAUGGCCUCAAUAUAUAUUUGC
Messenger RNA from Silurus meridionalis, 1881 nucleotides. It is a transcript of the gene gas2b, whose product is annotated as growth arrest-specific 2b. Gene Ontology annotation, cellular component: actin filament. Bases 141 to 1409 code for a protein of 422 amino acids. Gene Ontology annotation, molecular function: microtubule binding; cytoskeletal adaptor activity; actin filament binding. The record is from RefSeq and is a predicted model, not a curated record. Lineage: Eukaryota; Metazoa; Chordata; Actinopteri; Siluriformes; Siluridae. The transcript is spliced from 8 exons. Gene Ontology annotation, biological process: actin crosslink formation.